Molecule: messenger RNA, 604 nt
Organism: Xiphias gladius (swordfish)
Lineage: Eukaryota; Metazoa; Chordata; Actinopteri; Istiophoriformes; Xiphiidae
Gene: tac3a
Product: tachykinin precursor 3a
Exons: 7
Coding region: 153-524 (123 amino acids)
Biological process (GO): positive regulation of blood pressure; tachykinin receptor signaling pathway
Source: RefSeq, a predicted model, not a curated record
AGCUGUUAUUUAUUACCCCAAAGCCUGGACGCCUCACUUAUCCUCACUGGAUCUCACUGCAGGAUCUAUCCAUUCCCACUUCGCACCAGGUCGCACGCAGCGAACUCUUUUACCAAAUUACCUGCUCGACAGAUAUCAGGUGGUGCUGCAAAAUGAGAAGAGGUUUGCUGCUGGUGACUCUGUUCCUCAUCAUGGAACUUCGGUACAGCCAGUCCAAAUGCGAGGAACCCGGAUCGCCCAGAUCAACUUCAGAUCAGACCACAGGCUUGGGCAACCUCAAAAGGAACAUUCUGAAGAGGUAUAGCGAUUUGGAUUAUGACAGCUUUGUGGGUCUGAUGGGCAGAAGGAAUGCCGAUGCAAACACUGUACAGGCACCCCAAAAAAGAGAAAUGCAUGAUAUUUUUGUUGGUCUAAUGGGAAGGAGAAACUCAGAGCCUGAUAACGGUCCCUGGAGGAGAGAGUAUCCAGAGAGGAGAGGCAUUUUUCUCAACAAGUGCAGGCUGAGGUUUCUUCAGGGGCUGUAGACAUUCAGACUGAAAAUACUCUCAUCUGGCUACCAUGUCAGAAGAUCACAGUGAUAACAAAAAAUGAAGUAAAUGUCUGA